Molecule: messenger RNA, 1518 nt
Organism: Dentiscutata heterogama
Lineage: Eukaryota; Fungi; Glomeromycota; Glomeromycetes; Diversisporales; Gigasporaceae
Source: the annotation of a GenBank genome assembly
AUGAAUCCAAAUUUUUAUUCUUUUCCAUAUUAUGAUUAUCCACCAGAAGAUUUUAAUUUGAUCCCUAAUGAAUUUUAUGGUCAUCAUUUAUUCUAUGGUGGACCUGCGGGUACACUUUAUCCAUAUUCGAACUUUCAAUUUAAACCGUCUCCUUUAUAUGAACGUAGAAGCUUUCUAGAGUUGCCAAAAAAUAAAUUUGCAAGGGAUUUCUUUGAAAAUAAUUUUCAUAAACGUUCUGCUGAACCACUCUUGAAUCCACCAACAGUUUUCAUGUCGAAUCAAUAUCAAGAUGCUGAAAAUACUCAAGCUGAAAAUCUUAAUUCUGUUAACAUGGCUGCGGCUAAUUCUAAUAAUUUAGCAAGUUCAAAAGAUAAAGAGUCCGCAAACACAUUGGUUAAUAAAAGACAGUCUUCUAUAGCACCUAUGGUGCCGCAAAUCUUUUCAUCGAAUCAAUUUCAAGACAUCGAAAACUUAGAAGCCUCCAACCUUAAUAAUGCUGAAAUGUCCGCGACUAGCUCUAAUACAUUUGCAAAUUCGAAAGAUCAAGAAUCAGCGAACACGAUGAUGUUUCAUAAAAGAAAUCAAUCUCAACCUUCGGAUGAAAAGCGCUCCAUAGCACUUACCCCACCAUCGGUCUUUUCUUCGAAUCAAAAUCAAGAUAUCGAAAAUACUGAAGCCGCAAACCUUAACACAGCUGAAAUGUCAGCGAAUAAUGCUAAUACUUUAGCGAAUUCAAAAGAUAUAGAAUCAUCAAACUCAAUGUUUCUUAGAAGGAUUUUACCUCCAUCUAAGCCAUUCAUUUCGACCAAUCAAAACCAAGAUCUAGAAAAUCUUGAAGCCGCAAACCUUGGAACAGUUGAAAUGUCAGCGAAUAAUGCUAAUGCUUUCCAAUCUUCAAAGAAUGUAGAUUCAUCAAAUACGUUUAUGAUUCAUAAAAGAAAUCAUCUUAAAUCUUCGGCUCAAGAGCGUUCCAUAUUACCUAAUUUACCAUUACCUAAUUCACCAUUACCUAAUUCACCAUUACCUAAUUCACCAUUACCUAAUUCACCAUUACCUAAUUCACCAUUAUCUAAUUCACCAUUGGGUUUCUUCUCUAAUCAAAAUCAAGACAUAGAAAAUACAGAAGCAGCUAACCUGAACAACGUUGAAAUGUCUGCUACUAAUGCUAAUAAUUUACAAUCAUCAAAAGAUGGAGGAUCAUCGAAUACGUUCAUGAUACAUAAAAAAAGAGAACAUAAAUAUUCAGAUCAAGGACGUUCCAUAUUACCUAAUGCGCCAUUAAAUUUCUUAUCUAAACAAGACCAAGACAUAGAAAACACGGAAGCCGCUAACCUGAACAACGUUGAAAUGUCUGCAACUAAUGCUAAUGCUUUUGCAUCUUCAAAAGAUCAAGGAUCUGCAGGCAAUGUAAUAAUAAAAAAACGAAACGAACUUUUUGAACGUGACGCCGGUAUACAACAUUCAUUAGAUCAGUACCCGGACAUUGAAGAAGGUACUACUAAUAUUGACGUUCUCUGA